Molecule: messenger RNA, 5453 nt
Organism: Hemibagrus wyckioides
Lineage: Eukaryota; Metazoa; Chordata; Actinopteri; Siluriformes; Bagridae
Gene: wnt4b
Product: wingless-type MMTV integration site family, member 4b
Exons: 8
Coding region: 3357-4538 (393 amino acids)
Biological process (GO): neuron differentiation; cell fate commitment; canonical Wnt signaling pathway
Cellular component (GO): extracellular region
Molecular function (GO): cytokine activity; frizzled binding
Source: RefSeq, a predicted model, not a curated record
UUACGAGAGAGGAGUGAAUGAUGGAGGAAGGAGAAACACGCUGAGGCGCCGGACGUAAUGCAGGUGGUCACCAUGGCGUUACCAUAGAGACAGAGAGAAAGAUAGACACUGUGUGUGUGUGCGCUGUGGUCACUACCCCUUGUGGUCAUUACUGUAGAGAGCGAGUGGAACCCUGUAGAACCUUAAGUGUUAGAGUUCUACACACUCAGGUGUGUGUGUGUGUGUUAGAGUUUUACACAACACACUAUUUAUUUACACAACACUUUCACAACAACACUGUGCUGGACAUCUGACCACUGAGAUUGAAGAUCCAGACAGGACAAAAGCACAUAAAUAAAUGAAUAAAAGGUGUAUGAUGGUAACAUGAAGAUAAGAACAGGAAGUGGACAGAGUGAAAGUGGAGGUGAGGAAAGUUUGAGUCUGGAUGUGAUGAAGAUCCUCAGUGUUCCACAGGAGCAGGUUGGACAGAGAGAUGGACAGUUUCUGUGAUGGAGGAGGAUCUCACUCCUUCACAGGGACAUGGAGAGACGAGUCGGUGUGAGAUUCCAUCAUGCUGCAGGACCUCACAGCAGAAGUGGAUGUAGAAUGUUCAAGUCUGAGGGAGGGCGUGGCCCUGGAGGUUAAAUAGGGUGUGGCCUCAUACCCUGUCUGCUCACUCUGUAAACAUUCUCCAUACCGUUUAUCUAUAAAGAGAUAAAUGAAUGUUUUUAUUUCUACUGUUUCUCUUUCCUCCUGCACACCAUCAGGCAGAAGGUAUAGAACAAUCAAAACCAGAACAAAUAGACUGAAGAACAGUUUUUACCCUAGAGCAGUACAAGUAUUAAAUGCUUAGUGAAUUUUUUCCGGGAGAAUUAUUUUCUCCAAUAUGCGUAAAUCUUGGGCAAUAUUUGUCUUCUCAUGUGCAAUAUGGGUAAAGUGCAAUAUAUGCAACUCCCUUGUGCAAUAUUUUGGUGCAGUAUGAGUAAUUGUUUCAUGUGUAAUUUGUGUAUCCUGUGUAAUACAGUAUGUGUAAAGCACCUGAUUUCGUUGGACAUACCACAGGUUCCAGUGACAGUAAAGAUAUUCUAUUCUAUUCUAUUCACACCUGCACACUGGACUGAUUUAUCAUCUCUAUCCAGCAUCGGUUCCUGGUUCAGUCAGGUUCCUCCUCAGGUUCCUCCAUAGGUUCUUCCGCAGUUUUUUCCUUAGGUUCCUCCAUAGGUUCUUCCUCAGGUUCCUCCUCACUGUGUGUAGGUGUAUGUGUGUACUGCUGCACUGUGUUGAUGUUAAACGGGUCACACCGAGCUGAGUAGAACCUGCAGAAGGAGGCAGAGCUGGAACGUUUUUCUGUGAGCUUUAUUACUUUUUCUCUGUUUUUAACUUUUUACAUGUGCUUGGUGAACAUCUGUACUUUUUCUUUUCUUAUUCUUUAACACACUUUAUUUUAUUAAACUCUAAUCUGUUUAUUCUGCUCCAGGUUUGUACUUAACAUUCUGAAAUCUAUUAUUCUUUUUGUUUUUGUUCUUUAAUUUUGAUGAAGAUGAUGAUGAAGAUGAAGCUGGUUGUUGUUGCUGUUGUGUUUUCAGGGGUUUGGGUCUUAUGGGUCUCUUCAUCCUGGACGUGAUUUAUUUUUGUCCUGCAGGGUCAAUAUUUGUGGUCCCCUCUUGUCUAAAUGUCAUCCCUUCUUCCGAGACAAUACGGAGGGGUGAAGGACGACAGAAUGGAGGGAGUGUGGGAGGAAGGGAGUGACAGAGGGGGCAGACUCAUAAAGAACAGCAACAAAGUUUGGGAAAAUUAAACAAGAUGUAAAGGGGACAGGGGCAUGUCCUCCGUCUCUCUCUCUCUCUCUCUCUCUCUCUCAUUGUAUUUAUUUCUCAGAUUAUUUAUCACUCGCUUCACUCGGUUUUACGCAAAAGAAGUUAUAUAAAGGAAGCGAUAUAAGGGGGUGACAUUUUCCGACGCAGACCUCAUACACACACACACACACACACACGUCAUGAGUAUUCAAGAUCAAGAUUCAAGAAUCUUGAAAUAAGAAAAUAAGAAACUCCUACAGUCACACACACCAACAGUGCUUAAGCUACACUACAGCAGUCACACACUGAAUUGUGUGUGUGUGUUUCAGUGUGUAAAUAAAAGUGAGUUGUUUAGUUUGAAUUUGUGAUUCACUUGAUUCACUCAUUUAGAGUACGAGUCAUUCAUGAUUCACUCAAAAGACUCAUUUAGAGAACGAGUCAUUCGUGAUUCACUCAAAAGACUCAUUUAGAGAACGAGUCAUUCGUGAUUCACUCAAAAGACUCAUUUAGAGAACGAUUCAUUUGUGAUUCACUCAAAAGACUCAUUUAGAGAAUGUGUCAUUCAUGAUUCACUCAAAAGACUCAUUUAGAGAACGAGUCAUUCAUGAUUCACUCAAAAGACUCAUUUAGAGAAUGUGUCAUUCGUGAUUCACUCAAAAGACUCAUUUAGAGAACGAGUCAUUCAUGAUUCACUCAAAAGACUCAUUUAGAGAACGAGUCAUUUGUGAUUCACUCAUCACUUACCAAUAUUUAUGAAACACACACAUUCAGUGCUAACACUGAUUUUGAGGCUGAGCUCAUCUCUCUGUCUCUCUCUCUCUCUCUCUCUCUCUCCACCCCCACCCCCACCUGCCCCUCCACUCUUUAUAACCCCUGCCCCAGCUCUUUAUCUGCACUCCCCUCAUACUCCUCCGGAUUGUCCUCUAGAGGAAUACACACACUAGUCGCUUUGGUCUCUGGCUCUGGACGAUAAUCUCCUUUAAUUACGACUUUAACUGGACUUUAAUUAACACUUCAGAUAAAUGAAUCCAGCUGUUCCAGUUAAAGACAAGUGUUUUAUAGAGUAUUGGGAGAUAAAGUGAUGGUCAGAACUAUCUGUUAUUAAUGAUUUAAUACUUUAAUAAUUAGAGAGUCACUGACCACGGUGUGGAAGCUGACUGGACAGAACCCUGAGUAAAUGCCUGGAGGUUCUCAUGCUCACACUGUUGAUUAGCUUCUUCUGUUUUGUCGUUAUUAUUAUUGGAUGGUUGCCGUGGCGCUGUGGACAGGUGAGUCUCACUUCCUCAUUCCAUUAUACUUCACCUACUCGUGAUGUCAUAAGACACGUCUCAUACUGCCUUAAUGUUCUGGCCUUUUAAUAAUUCAUUAAGAUUAAUUAAUGCUCUCGGCCAAUCAGAACACACCUGCUCCGUGUGUGUGUGUGUGUGUAAUCAUAUCUGCUGAUGAUUGGAACUUAUUUAUUGACAGGUAUGAGGGGAACAUCCCCAGCACUGCCCCUGAGAGAGUGAGACUGAUGGACAGACACAUAACGACUGAAAAUAGAUUAACAGAAUAAUAAGCCAUAGAUGGACAGACACUUAGAUGGUCAUUCAGACUGAGAUUAAAGCAUCACGACUCGGACUGAGAGACAGACAGAUAGACAGCAGACAGACAACUAGAGGGACUGACAGUGGGACAGACAGUCUGAUGCCCACUGUCUCUUCUGUCAAUCAUACGGGACCACGCCUCCUGCUGUUGCUAUGGGCAACCCACCUCACCAUGGCAACCAACUGGCUUUCUCUGGUGCGUGUGCCGCGCUCUCGGCCGGUGUCCGGUUCAGGAGUGUGUGUCCGUCUGCGGGGUCUGUCUGUGGGGCAGGUGGGGGUGUGUAGGGCACGAGGGGAGGUGAUGGAGUCUGUACGCAGAGCGUCUGAGAUGGUCAUCGAUGAGUGUCAGCAUCAGUUCCGUAAUCGGAGGUGGAACUGCUCCACUACUCCUCGUGGUGUCAACGUCUUCGGCCGUGUUAUGAAUCAAGGGACACGGGAGGCAGCGUUUGUCCACGCCCUCUCCUCUGCAGCCGUAGCUGUUGCAGUGACACGAGGCUGCAGUCGGGGGGAGCUGGAGAGGUGCGGCUGUGACCGCAAGGUCAGGGGAGUCAGUCCUGAAGGGUUCCAGUGGUCAGGGUGUUCAGAUAACCUGUCGUACGGUGUUGCGUUCUCUCAGACAUUUGUGGAUGAGCCGGAGCGAGUGAAGGGCACAUCAUCGGGACGACCGCUAAUGAAUGUCCACAACAAUGAAGCAGGACGGAAGGCGAUCCUCCACAACAUGCAGGUGGAGUGUAAGUGUCAUGGUGUUUCGGGUUCCUGUGAGCUCAGAACCUGCUGGAAGGUGAUGCCUCCUUUCCGCAGAGUCGGCGCUGUCCUGAAGGAGCGGUUUGACGGAGCCACAGAGGUGCGGGUGACGCGUAUCGGUUCUCGUGCCGCUCUGCUGCCGAAGGACCCCGAUGUGAAGCCACCUGCUGCGCGAGAUCUCGUCUACUUGGUCACGUCUCCUGAUUUCUGUCACCUGGACCCUGAGAACGGCAUUCUGGGAACCGCCGGCCGCCGCUGCAACGGAACGUCACGUUUAGCCCCGGACAGCUGUGAGCUGCUGUGCUGCGGUCCGGGUUUUCGCUCGGGUCGGGCCGAAGUGGUUCAGCGCUGCUCUUGUAAAUUCUCGUGGUGCUGCUCAGUCCGGUGUCAGCAGUGCAGAAACACAGUGCAAAUACACACCUGCAGAGAGUGACACACACACACACACAUACACACACGCACACAACUAACUACAUGAGACAAAGCUUUAAGGUGGAGAAUAACCCUGUAACCCCGGCUGUGGCGUGGAGGAGAGAGGAAUAAAUGUAGAGUAGAGCAUGUAGAGUUCCUAAUCUUCAGCGUAACUGAUAAUAAUUUCAUAUUUAUUUCAGACUCAGUACAUCAUCCAGCUGCUGUAUUCAGCUACACACACCUGCACACACACACACCCUUUAAUAAACUCAUCACAAUGGUUACAGUAGUGUUGGGCUUCUCAUUCUUCAUCUCACACACACACACACACACUUCUGUUUUUCUGGUACACACUGUCACUAAUGGAGCCAUUAAUUACAAAUUGAUAUUAUUAAUUGAUUCAAUUAUAAUUGUUAUUAUUAUUGUUAUUAUUGUUGUUGUUUUGUUGUUGUUGUCUUAAUGUUUUUUUUGUUUAUUAUGUUGUUGGUGUUUUUAAUUACCCAAGUUCUAGUAAGAACAUUACUGGUUUUUGUCUACACAUAAAUCUAUGGCCUGGUGAAGGUUAGGUGUUAAAUGAACUCCUUCAGUGUUAAUGACUGGAAUUGGAAUGACCAAUGGCAUUCGUCCUUUAUGACACGCCCACUAUUGUAUGUGAUUCUCUGGAGGUUAUAAUGCAUUAUAAUAACAGUACACACUCAUUAGUGCUGACCUGUUUCUGUGUAACUGGGUUACUGUGGACAUGUGAGAGAAUAUUAUAGGAUAGAGAUCUCGCCCCUCCUUCUACUACCUCACACACAUCACUGAGAUGCAUAGAGUUUGUGUGUGUGUGUGUAUGUGUGUGUGUGUGUAAAAUUAAGUAGGUCACACGACAGCGUGUCCAUCAUGGUUUACAUACUCUUCACUCCAUCUCUGUGUAGUCCUUUCCAGAGCGUGACAC